AUGAUAUCACAAGAAGAGUUUACGGACUCUGAUAGUGAUGCUACAUUCAAGUCGGACGAGUCAGAAGAGGAAUUACCCAAGGAAGAUCAGGUGAAACAGCCAACAGAAGAUGAUUGCACUUGUUUCUUUUGCGAUGGAAAAUAUGCAGAUGAUCGAAGGGGAGAGGAAUGGGUCCAAUGUCUCAUGUGCGAAGGAUGGGUCCAUAGCGAAUGCGCUGGCUAUGACCACGGUUACUAUGUGUGCGAUUUUUGCAAAGAAUAG
Molecule: messenger RNA, 261 nt
Organism: Acanthoscelides obtectus
Lineage: Eukaryota; Metazoa; Arthropoda; Insecta; Coleoptera; Chrysomelidae
Source: the annotation of a GenBank genome assembly